GAGGAGGAGGGACCUUCGGCAGUGACGCAAAGCACGCGACGGCCAGAGGAAGGCGGGGGGAGCCGAGGAGGAGGCGCGGGGCGGUGAAAACAAGCCGACGGCGCUUCAAAGAAGCCAGCGGCGCACGAAGCCGAGCAGGAGGAGGGGGAGGAAGCAGGAGAAUGCUGCUACUUGAUAGAAGAGCCUCGCCAGCCAGUCAUGUUUAAGGAUAAGUGGUGGAGAUAAGCAUGAGACCACCGUGGCACAGCUGCAUGUGUAUUCACUCUUGAAGCAAUUGCACAUUUUAUUGGCUGACAAUCUUGGCAUUUUUUAGCAAAAAACAAAAUUUAAAGACGCAGGGCAUCUUUGUUUUUGUUUAACAAGUCAUACUUGUCGGGUGUCAUCUGAUGGAGCCUUCUGGUGGUGAACAAUUCUAUGAUGACCCUGACCUUGGAGGCAAGUCUCAAGAUCAAGAGACCAAAAGACAGCAUGAGUCGGAGCAAAAGUUGUCCAAAAUUACCCACAAUGCCUUGGAGAAUAUUAAUGUGAUUGGUCAAGGUUUGAAGCACCUUUUCCAGCAUCAGCGCAGGAGGUCCUCGGUUUCUCCCCAUGAUGUACAGCAGGCUCAGGUUGAAAUGGAGCCUGAGAUGGAAUUGGAAAGUCAAAGCACCUAUACUGAAAUUGAUGGUGUCUCUACCUACCCUACAGCUCUAAACAGAGUUCUCCAGCAAAUCAGAGUGCCGCCUAAAAUGAAGAGAGGAACAAGCCUGCACAGCAGGCGUGGCAAGCCAGAUCCCCCAAAAGGGAGCCCCCAAAUCAACAGGAGAUCUGUCCAGGAUAUUCAUUCAGGUCGACCCAGGUCUUCAUCAACUACUGAUGCUCCGACUAACUUGUCUAUGUUGGAGAUGGCAUCUCCUGUCUACGUAGCUGCUGAAGAGGUUGUGUCAGCAGAGCGGAUCGAACGGUUAGAUGUAAGCAGCCUUGCACAAACAUCCAGUGCAGUAGCCUCAAGCAUAGACUGCAGCAUCAACGCAGACUCUGUUGAUGGAACUCCAGAUCCUCAGCGCACAAAGGUGGCCAUCACCCACCUCCAGCAAAAGAUCUUGAAGCUGACAGAGCAAAUCAAAAUAGAGCAAACGGCUCGGGAUGACAAUGUAGCAGAGUACCUGAAAUUAGCCAACAAUGCUGACAAGCAGCAGAGCGCCCGCAUCAAGCAAGUGUUCGAGAAGAAGAAUCAAAAGUCAGCCCAGACCAUUCUACAGUUGCAGAAAAAGCUCGAACACUACCAUCGGAAACUGCGAGAGAUUGAACAGAAUGGCAUCCCUCGGCAGCCAAAAGAUGUUUUGAGGGAUAUGCACCAGGGGCUGAAGGAUGUGGGGGCAAAGGUCACUGGCUUCAGCGAAGGGGUCGUAGACAGUGUUAAGGGUGGGCUUUCCAGUUUCUCCCAGGCAACACAUUCAGCAGCAGGGGCUGUUGUUUCUAAACCCCGGGAGAUUGCCUCACUCAUUAGGAACAAGUUUGGGAGUGCAGACAAUAUUGCUGGUCUGAAGGACUCUUUGGAAGACGGUCAGGAGGAUGGGACGGGAGGAAAGCCUUUAGGCGUACAUAACUUUCAGUCAAGCCCCAAAUAUGGCAGCGAGGAAGACUGCUCCAGUGCCACAUCAGGCUCUGUGGGGGCUAAUAGCACCACAGGGAUCGCUUUGGGAGCACCAAGCUCCAAAACAAAUACGAUGGAAAUGCCAAGCUCAGGGUUUGAUGCGAUACUACAUGAGAUUCAAGAGAUCCGAGAGAAUCAAGUGCGACUGGAGGAAUCCUUUGAGAACCUUAAGGUUCACUACCAGAGGGAUUAUUCCUUGAUAAUGCAGGCUCUGCAAGAAGAAAGAUACCGAUGUGAGCGGCUAGAAGAACAGCUGAAUGACCUGACUGAGCUCCACCAGAAUGAAAUCCUUAAUUUAAAGCAAGAGUUGGCCAGCAUGGAGGAAAAAAUAGCUUAUCAGUCUUAUGAGCGAGCCAGAGACAUCCAGGAGGCGCUAGAGGCGUGUCAGACCAGAAUCUCAAAGAUGGAACUCCAGCAACAGCAGCAGCAAGUUGUCCAGUUGGAGGGUCUUGAAAAUGCCACUGCCAGGAAUCUUCUGGGCAAAUUCAUCAACAUCCUCUUGGCUGUCAUGGCUGUUUUGUUGGUCUUUGUCUCCACCGUGGCCAACUGUGUUGUCCCCCUCAUGAAAACUCGCAGCAGGACGUUCAGCACUUUAUUUAUAGUGGUCUUCAUUGCCUUUUUGUGGAAGCACUGGGACGCCAUUACUGGCUACUUGGAACGGUUCUUUUCGCCCCCUAGAUGAUGUCACGAAGAACUUCGCCCCCACCCAGUCCAGUUUGCUCUGGCGAGCGAGUGUGGCAAAGCUUAGUCAGCAACUCCUUCCUCUGCUGAAGUUUUAAAGUGUCAGAGUGUGAAUUUGUUUACAGUUAAAAUAACGUUUUCUCUCUAUGAGACGCAUUGGCAAUAGUAUUUUUUAGAUUUUAUUCAAGAGCUCUUUUUUGGCAAAAAUCCUGGAUAAUUUUUAUGUAGCAUGGUUCUCUUUGGAUGCAAAUCUUAAGAUUCCUUAAGCAUACAAAAUAAAACACCAAUUUGGAGCACACCAAUGGGCAACCUAAAUUAUGUCUCAAACUACUGUACUAAACUUGUUGGGAAGAGGAGAAUAUGGUUACAUAAAACAUAACAAAGAUUAAUCUAAUGCACAGCCUUGUACAAUGGUACUGCAACGAUCCCCUAAUGCUACUGUGAAACCUGACCACAUUCCAUAACUGAACGUAGAGCUUCAGGGUGGCUUUCUCUAAAGGAAGCCACUGCAAUGCAUGGAACUCCCUGGAUCCGUUGCUGGGCUGGCCUCUCACUAAUCUGACAUCUACUCUUUUUUUGUAAGGCCUGUUAAACUUUGUGGCUAGGUAAAUGAAGUGGAUGAGUUCUACUGUACACAGUAACUGCACAGUUGUAUUACAGUAUUUUGAAGUAGCCCUUUAAAUACUUUAAAGAAAACCCUUGGUCGCACUUUUACGGUUUUUUAAUAUAUGUAUUCUCACAGAUUUAAAAAUCCGAAUGGCAUACUUGAAGAGUGUAAUACUCAAACUCUCAGUGCUUCCUUAUUGUUUCUAAUAGGAUUUUUUAUUGUUCUUAUUGGGGGGGUUGUGUUUGAACUUAGGGGUUGGGAGGGUUGUCAUCUCUUCUCCCCCCGCCCCCUUUUAAAAUAAAGAAGUGGUGUUCUUAAAUGAAGAUAUGUGUGAAUAAAUGUGAGCUGGCUUGUCCUGAAACAAUUUUGAAGAGGGCAGAAAGUAACUUCUAGUGACAUCUGAUCUUAAGUGCAAACCUGUUCAAAUGUGAUUUUUAUGUGUCAUCUUGAACUUGCAGACACAUCAUCAUGAAAAGAUAUCUUCUUUUUUCUCCUGUUGAUCUUCAUAUAGGUUUUUUUCCUCCUCUGUGAGGGGAGAAUUGAAUUUCUUAUUGCCACCAUAUCUGUUGCACCUAGACUUGUAAUAUCCAUGUUUGUCUUGAGAGAGGAGAAGUAAUUUCUGAAAGCAACUGACCUGAAGUGCUGUGCUGAGAAAAGAAAUUGUUACUUGGGCGUCUUAAUUUCACUGUGGAACUUAAACCUUUGGUUUAGGCUCCUGCAUGCCAAAGUUGGGGUUGUUGACUGGAUGUAGGCUGUCCAAUCAUUUGGGGUCUAUUCAAAAAGUUACUCUGGGUCUUUAAGGAAAAAUAAAUGCUACAGAAAAUGUCAGAUGAAAAGGCUUAUCCCUUGGGUAUACCCAGAUUUAAUUUAUUAUUCAAAUAAACCCUUGAUAACUGAAACCAAAGUUGUCCUAAAAGCUUGCGGACAGUGUUCACUUCUUCUUGUCAUUAGAGCCCCUCUCUGCAUCUUGCACCCAUGUAGUGGCCUGGUUCAGAAGUAAUGUAAAGCCAGGAUUGAAUCCUGGCUCUAUAUGACAUUCCCUAACCUUAGGGGAUCUCCUAACCCCACUCCUUUGCACAUGAGGGGAAGAAGGAUUUUGUUUUUCAUCCUGGUUUAGAACAAGCCAGAAUCUUUCAUUACUUCUGAACCAGCCAGAAUGUUGUAAAGCAAAUCCUCUUCCCUAUAUCAGUAGUUGUGUUUGAUUAGAUACAGCGUUGCUGAGAGUUGGUUUUGUGUAUCACCAGAAAGAGAAGAGGGGAAAGCAGAAACCCCUCACUUGCAAGUUAGAAGAAAAGUGGGGUAAGAAAUGACAUGAGCCAUUUGUCCUUCUUUCCCUGCUUGUUGGUAACAUACAAACUGGCCCUGGGAUUGUAAGUUAUAUUUGUGACUCUUUGACCAUGAUGUCUUAUAUUUAUAGAGCCUUUUUAAAAUACUGGCUGACUUGCUUUAUAUCUGUGAAACUGGGAUUCAUUCGUUCUUAGUUCUGGCUCGCUGUUCCCACUGUGGAACAAUUUUUUAAAAAACAAAAAGCACCCCUUCCUGCUUCCUUGAAUUCAGUCACUCCUUGCAGUUUACCCUGGGCCUGUGUUCCAUCUCAGAACCGAACAGUGACCAAGUGACCUAAGAUGACGUGUAAUGCAGAGCCCAGAAACGCUUCUUGUGUUAGGGCAUCAUUCUCUAGAACCAUGUUACCAUUUCUUUUUUGUGUUCAUAAAUUGGACUUGCUCUUCUGAUUGUGGUUCCUGUUCUGAUUUUCCAUCAGUAGGAAAAUCUGCCCCACUCAUAAUUCAAAAGAUUCAACAUAUCUCUUCCAUAAUCAUAACUCUUUGUAUACUCAGGCUCCUCAUGCUAAUAUCAUCACACCUCAUCCUUAAGCAAGUAUCUGUCCUUCUAAGGAAGUAAAUGUGCCAGUAUCAAUAGACACAAGCUGAAAAUAAACAUUCCCAGAGUUGCAGAUAGAGAAUGGAAAUGUUUGCAUUCCCAUUGCCAUUUUUCAUGGUGUGCCAUGGUAAACCUCUACUGAGUUUAUGCCAACUCUAACUGAUAUGACAGAGCACAAAGCAGCCCACCAAUCCCCUCCCCUCUCCUCCCCACCCCAUCCCAUUUUCAUUAUGAUAUCAUAAUCCUAAGCAAGGGCAGGCUUGGAAUUCAAUUUGAAGCAGGGCUCUUCCAGAAACCUGGUUGCUGACACCAUCUUCAAAUCUUUGAUCCCACAUUGUGUCCACUGUCUAAAUUUAGCUGAAUUCACCCACAAAUUUCUCAGAAAUUGAUUUUUUUCUUCCUCUUCAAAAAAUUCAACUACAAUUUCUGAGUUCUGAGUGUGCAGUCUUUGACAGACUGCCCUGUUUACGAGAAGGAAAACAAUCAAGCCUCUCAUCUCCAAAAUUGUUCUAUGAAGGUCUCUUGGCCUGUGAUUAGAAGUGUCUCAGCAUCUUCCCUUUUCUAAAAGAUUGUUGUCAGUAUGAUGUUGCAUUCAAUCUAUUUGCUACCCUAACAUGACUCUGGUGUCAUUAUUUUGCCUUUUUUUCUACCCUGUUGUACGGUUGUCCCUCCUCUUGGUCUUGAAGGGCUGUGACUGCAUCAAACGUGUUGAACAAAUGUUAAUUGUUUUGAAAAUGUGACUCUAGCUUUAAAACUCCCAUUCCCUUUUGCAAGUGCUGUAUUCUUUCUCUUAUAGGUGAAGCAUUCCUGGAUGACUUGUUAAAGGCAGUAACUGCCAGUGAGUGGUGUAUGUAUGCUUAAUAUUAUUUUAUUUUUACUGGUGUGGCCCUCUUUUGAGUUGUGGAUUUUUCCCCCCACACAAUUUCCUACUUGGAUAGGGUGAGGAGUUAAUAUAAUUGUCACAUAUCAGCUUAUCACAAAGAGAGAAUGUAGCAGACUGCCUCAAUGGAAGGAGAAAUGACAGUUUAACACACUUUCCAAGGUCCAUAGAUAUUUUGCCUUUUUCUACUAUUCAGAAAGAACUGAAGUGAAAAGUUCUAACAUUUGUAAUAUUUGUUUCCCUUCUCCAUUAUUUGGUAACAAUACUGAGUGUGUUCUGAGUAUGUACUCAGUGAUAAUACUGAGUGUUCACAGUAGUUACUACUUUGGUUUGUUCCAGUCUUGUGGACACUUGCAAAUCCUGUUUCAUUGUGGAGUUUUGGAAGUGGGUGCACUUGCCAAAAAGAGCACUGCCUUUCCGCUAUUUUGUGUGUGUGGGUUGGAGAUUAAGUAGCAAAAGCUGCAAGCAUGACAGCCGAAGAAACCAGGUGAUUGAAGGGAGGUGGCUGGGGUGUUCUAAAAGAAUUCUGAAUGUGGCUAGAGGGGUAUGUGUGUGUGUCUGUGUUGUGUAUGCCAGGUGGUAUUGUGCAUUAGUAGGCAACUGACAUAGCUGUAAGUGUGGUUUUUUAAAGGCAUAAAAUAAAAACUCACUUGCACGGGAUGAAGAGUACAGAAAUGACACUUGUGAACGUAACACUGUAGUUUAUAGAUCUUUAAGCUGCUAAUUGUUGAGAGGGAUUGGCAUUUGUUUUGUCUGGUAGUCACAGGUUUGUCUGUGACUCUUAUGCUGUAUAUAAAAUUAAAUAAAGACCUCAGAUAUUAAA
Messenger RNA from Hemicordylus capensis (graceful crag lizard), 6508 nucleotides. RefSeq names its product transmembrane and coiled-coil domain family 1 (gene TMCC1). Lineage: Eukaryota; Metazoa; Chordata; Lepidosauria; Squamata; Cordylidae. The transcript is spliced from 6 exons. Gene Ontology annotation, cellular component: endomembrane system. Bases 387 to 2318 code for a protein of 643 amino acids. The record is from RefSeq and is a predicted model, not a curated record. Gene Ontology annotation, biological process: membrane fission; endosomal transport; endosome membrane tubulation.